GCCGAGGGAGCGGCAGCCCCGACCGCGGGCACCGCGGGAGCCCCAGUGGCAGCGGCCGCCGCCGAAAUGUCCCGGCGAAAGCAGAGCAAACCCCGGCAGAUCAAACGGCCGCUAGAAGAUGCCAUUGAAGAGGAAGAGGAAGAAUGUCCAUCAGAGGAAACAGACAUCACCUCAAAAGGGGACUUUCCACUGGAGGAAAGCUUUUCCACAGAAUUUGGGCCUGAAAAUCUGAGCUGUGAAGAAGUGGAAUACUUUUGUAACAAAGGUGACGAUGAAGGAGUCCAGGAGACAGCAGAAUCAGAUGGGGACACACAGUCAGAGAAACCGGGGCAACCUGGAGUUGAGAUAGACGACUGGGAUGGACCAGGAGAGCUGGAGGUGUUUCAGAAAGAUGGAGAACGAAAAAUUCAGAGUCGGCAGCAACUUCCAGUGGGAACCACCUGGGGGCCGUUCGCUGGGAAGAUGGACCUGAAUAAUAAUUCCUUGAAGACAAAGGCUCAGGUGCCGAUGGUGCUGACUGCUGGUCCCAAGUGGCUACUGGAUGUGACUUGGCAAGGAGUGGAAGACAACAAAAACAACUGCAUUGUGUACAGCAAAGGGGGUCAGCUUUGGUGCACGACUACGAAGGCCAUCUCUGAGGGUGAAGAGCUAAUUGCCUUUGUGGUGGAUUUUGACUCAAGGCUACAAGCUGCCAGUCAGAUGACUCUUACAGAAGGGAUGUACCCGGCGCGCCUGCUGGACUCAAUUCAGCUGCUCCCUCAGCAAGCUGCCAUGGCUUCUAUUUUGCCUACAGCUAUUGUCAAUAAGGAUAUAUUCCCUUGCAAGUCCUGUGGCAUCUGGUAUCGGAGUGAGCGGAAUCUGCAAGCCCAUUUGAUGUACUAUUGCAGUGGGAGACAAAGAGAAGCUGCUCCAGUGUCAGAGGAAAACGAAGACAGCACUCCUCAGAUUUCCAGUAUGUGCCCCUUCCCACAAUGCACCAAGAGCUUUUCAAAUGCCCGAGCUCUAGAAAUGCACCUGAACUCACACAGUGGAGUGAAAAUGGAAGAAUUCCUCCCCCCUGGUGCUAGUCUAAAAUGCACCGUCUGUAGCUACACUGCUGAUUCUGUGAUCAACUUUCACCAACACCUGUUCUCCCAUCUCACUCAAGCUGCCUUCCGAUGCAAUCACUGCCACUUCGGCUUCCAGACUCAGAGGGAGUUAUUGCAGCACCAGGAGCUCCAUGUCCCUGGCAGCAAACUGCCCAGAGAAAGUGACAUGGAACACUCUCCAAGUGGAACCGAAGACAGCUUACAGCCAGCUACAGACUUGCUGACCAGAAGUGAACUCCCCCAGAGCCAAAAGGCUAUGCAGACUAAAGACGCGAGCUCUGACACGGAGCUGGACAAGUGUGAGAAAAAGACUCAGCUCUUUCUCACUAACCAGAGACCCGAAAUUCAGUCUGCAACAAAUAAACAAAGCUUUUCUUACACGAAAAUAAAGUCUGAGCCCUCUAGCCCAAGACUCGCCUCAUCUCCAGUUCAGCCUAAUAUUGGGCCUUCUUUCCCCGUGGGACCCUUUCUAUCUCAGUUUGCUUUUCCCCAAGAUAUCACCAUGGUCCCUCAAGCUUCAGAGAUCUUAGCCAAGAUGUCUGAACUGGUACAUCGGCGACUGAGGCACGGAAGUAGUAGCUACCCUCCCGUCAUUUACAGCCCCUUGAUGCCCAAAGGGGCUACCUGUUUUGAGUGUAACAUAACAUUCAAUAAUUUGGAUAAUUAUCUAGUGCACAAAAAACAUUACUGCAGCAGCCGAUGGCAGCAGAUGGCCAAGUCCCCAGAGUUCCCUGGUGUUUCGGAAAAGAUGCCUGAGGCCGUGAGUCCCAACACUGGCCAAACCUCCAUAAACCUUCUCAAUCCAGCCGCUCAUUCUGCUGACACUGAGAAUCCACUUCUUCAAACACCCUGCAUCAAUUCUUCCACUGUUUUAGAUUUAAUUGGACCAAAUGGGAAGGGCCACGACAAGGACUUUUCCAUUCAAGCUAAGAAGCUCUCCACCCCCAACAGCAAUGACGAUAAAAUUAAUGGAAAACCUGUUGAUGUGAAAAAUCCCAGCCUCCCCUUAGUGGAUGGGGAAAGUGACCCAAAUAAGACUACCUGUGAAGCUUGCAACAUUACUUUCAGCCGGCACGAAACCUACAUGGUCCACAAACAGUAUUACUGUGCUACGCGCCACGACCCUCCGCUCAAGAGGUCAGCUUCCAACAAAGUGCCUGCCGUGCAGAGAACGAUGCGUACGCGCAAGCGCAGGAAGAUGUAUGAGAUGUGUCUUCCUGAACAGGAGCAAAGGCCUCCGCUAGUCCAACAGCGAUUUCUCGACGUAGGCAACCUCAGCAGUCCUUGUACCUCCACUCAAGAACCCACGGAAGGGCUGGGAGAGUGCUACCAUCCGAGAUGUGAUAUCUUUCCCGGAAUUGUCUCAAAGCACUUGGAAACGUCCCUCACGAUUAACAAGUGUGUUCCGGUUUCCAAAUGUGACACUACUCAUUCCAGUGUUUCCUGCCUAGAGAUGGACGUGCCCAUCGAUCUCAGCAAAAAGUGUUUAUCCCAGUCUGAGCGGACGACUGCCUCUCCCAAAAGGCUGCUGGACUACCACGAGUGCACUGUGUGCAAGAUCAGUUUCAACAAGGUAGAAAACUACCUGGCCCACAAGCAGAAUUUCUGCCCGGUCACUGCACAUCAGCGUAACGACCUGGCUCCGCUCGACAGCAAAGUGUUUCCGAAUCCAGAAAGCGAACGAAACAGCCCCGAUGUCAGCUAUGAAAGAAGCAUCAUAAAAUGUGAGAAAAAUGGGAACCUGAAGCAGCCUUCCCCCAACGGAAACUUAUUUUCCUCCCACUUAGCAACUCUGCAGGGCCUGAAAGUCUUCAGUGAAGCCGCUCAGCUCAUUGCGACAAAAGAAGAAAACAAACAUUUGUUUCUUCCACAAUGCCUGUACCCUGGAGCAAUAAAGAAGGCAAAAGGAGCCGACCAGCUCUCUCCUUAUUAUGGAAUAAAGCCAACUGAUUAUAUUUCUAGUUCUCUUGUCAUCCAUAACGCUGACGUGGACCAAAGCACAAACGCGGAAAAUGAAUCUCCCAAAAGCCAGGCUUCUUCCAAUGGGUGCGCUGUGCCGAAGAAAGAUUCCCUGCCGUUGUUGCCCAAAAACCGAGGCAUGGUCAUAGUGAAUGGUGGACUGAAGCAAGACGAGCGUCCUGCCGCCAACCCACAGCAAGAGAACAUUGCCCAGAAUCGUCAGCAUGAAGACGGCCGCAAAUCCCCCUCCUGGAUCUCGGAGAACCCGUUAGCCACGAACGAGAACGUCUCCCCAGGAAGUCCCUCCACAGAGGACCAGUUGUCUAGUAUAGCUAAAGGUGUGAAUGGCUCCACCCAGGCUCCAACCAGUGGGAAAUAUUGCCGGCUGUGUGACAUCCAAUUCAACAACCUCUCAAACUUUAUAACUCACAAGAAGUUUUAUUGCUCAUCACAUGCAGCAGAACAUGUCAAAUGAAAUCACAAAAUAAGUAAACAUCACUCACCUUUGGUACCAGUGUUUAGUAUGUUGUUCUACCCAGUACAGAAAAAAAGAAAAAAGAAAGAAAAAAAAAAAAAAGCUGUUUGAAUUACAUCUGGGCAAUCAGGAGACAAUUCAUUAUGGCUGAGUUGAAGACUUAAGGUGUAAUUUCAUUACAGUCCAUUAGUAAAGUGUAUUAUU
Messenger RNA from Balaenoptera ricei (Rice's whale), 3726 nucleotides. It is a transcript of the gene ZFPM2, whose product is annotated as zinc finger protein, FOG family member 2. NCBI's taxonomy places the organism in Eukaryota, Metazoa, Chordata, Mammalia, Artiodactyla, Balaenopteridae. Bases 67 to 3522 code for a protein of 1151 amino acids. Gene Ontology annotation, biological process: heart development; cell differentiation; positive regulation of transcription by RNA polymerase II. Gene Ontology annotation, cellular component: nucleus. The transcript has 8 exons. The record is from RefSeq and is a predicted model, not a curated record. Gene Ontology annotation, molecular function: RNA polymerase II-specific DNA-binding transcription factor binding.